Messenger RNA from Funneliformis mosseae, 1113 nucleotides. NCBI's taxonomy places the organism in Eukaryota, Fungi, Glomeromycota, Glomeromycetes, Glomerales, Glomeraceae. The record is from the annotation of a GenBank genome assembly.
AUGGCUAAUCUAUUUCGAGGACCCGAACGUUCAUCAUAUAAAGAAUUUACCCCAUUUGCAUAUUUCUCUUAUCAAUUAGGUCGAGAAACUUUUCAACAAGGUUACCUUGGUAUUACAAGCAAUGUGUCAAUCGUUGGUUUGUUGAACCUUAGAUUUCCUGCACAACAACCUUUAUAUGCAAAACAAAUACAGAUUCAUUUUUUAGGAACUGAAUGUGUUCAAAUACAAGGAACAGGUCCAAAGGUUUUAGUUUAUGAUACAAAUCCAAUCUGUACGGUGACCAUCGAAUUAUGGAAAAGUCCGGAUGAUAAAUAUCAUCAAAUCCAUGAUAUGGAUUUACCUUUUGAAAUUCCACUUCCGAUUGACAUACCUUCAAGUAUGUCCAUUGAUAAAGGACGUGGGAAAAUUGAAUAUUGCCUUCAAGCUAUCAUAUCAAAGAGAUCUAAUUUUCGAGGCUCGGAAAAGAUCAUACAAUGUGCUUACGAUGUCAAUCGUUACAUUUUACCACCUUUACCUGAACCUAGACAAUGGAUAAAGGAAGAUCCAAUGAAACAAGGAAUUAAAUAUGAAAUCUCUUUAAACAAUAAUGUUUUUGGACCUCGUUGUCCAAUUGUAGUAAGAAUGAAGUUAACGUUCUAUGAUCCUCGUGUUUCCCUGGAAAACAUAGUAAUAGGCUUGAGAGAAUAUACUGUCAUUGCAGAUCAAUCCGAAUUUGAUAUUAAAAAGAAGAGUAAAUAUAAGUUGAAAACGAUAUUAAAAGGUAGACAGAUAUCAAUGACAUCAGAAUCACAAUACAGUGAAUGUACAACGGAUAUCCAAUUUACAAUACCCGAAGACUGUGUUGGUAAACUGACUUGGUCACAUGAAAGUUUUAAUAUCGCGGUUUUUCACAAGCUAAAGAUCAAAGUUAGGUUCGGUCUGUUUAGCAAAUAUAAUUUUAAUUUAGAUGUUCCAGUAAAAAUUGUAAAUAUGUUAAGUGUUGAAGAAGAAGAAUUUUUGGCUGAUGAAGUUUUACAUCAACAAGAAAUUUCAAUUUAUUCGGAUGCUCCUCCUCCCGCUUAUGAACCAGAUCGGUUUACUAACCCGGUUUCUCUUCCCCUUUAUUCAUCGUAA